Messenger RNA from Tuber aestivum (summer truffle), 2832 nucleotides. The record is from the annotation of a GenBank genome assembly. NCBI's taxonomy places the organism in Eukaryota, Fungi, Ascomycota, Pezizomycetes, Pezizales, Tuberaceae.
AGAACUUCCUUCACUGGCCUACCGGUUAUCCGUACCCCAGCAUACGUACGGAACUCUGACGAGAGCCUGUCCCACCGGAGUGACGCUUAUCAGUUGUCUGGAGCAAGCUAUAAAUCAUGACCUUUUAGUUUCACCCUCUCACAUCCCACAAGCUCUCACCCGGAAACGGAAAAUCCUCUAUUGCGCCCAUCUCUACCGAACGAGCGUCUACCACCUCACAAGGGAGACCCAAAGCCAACUUUAACUCUGUGGACUUACUAACGCUGGGAGGAAACUGCCUGAACGAUAGGAUGAGCCAACUAUCAAGUUUAAACCCAAUUAAGAUCGGGAUUGACUUUGGAACGACAUAUUCUGGUGUCGCUUGGGUAAUUUGGGCUGCUCCAUUGACGCGCGUGCUCUUCUCUAAUCUUUGGAACCUAUCCGAUAGACUCACUCCACUACUUCGGACGAGAUCAAUGUCAUUGAUAAGUGGGUCGGCAAGGUAAUUUUGAAUGCACCAUCCUCCAUUGGAUCCCAAGCCCUUACGUGUUUAUAGGGAGGCAGGUCAUCAGAAAAAGCGCCGACCGAGAUAGCAUACACGCCGUCAGGGGUGAAAUGGGGAUUUGGAAUUACUGAUGAAGUGCCAAGGCUCGCUUGGUUUAAGCUUCUCCUGGGUCCCCCCAAAUAUUCUCUUGCCGGCUCUGCCAAUUCAACUUUAGCGAGGACAAAGCAGUUGAUACCCCCCGGGAAGAAGCUAGUCGAUGUUGUGACUGAUUACCUGUCCGAGUUACACCAACACACUAUCAAACAUCUGAAGGGGGCCCUCGGAGAAGAUGUGGUCGAAUUCUCACCCCUCGAUUUUACCCUCACAGUUCCUGCGGUACGCGUCCAUUGUCAUCAAUAGCUUGCGGUUCCCGUCAAACUUAUUUGUCCCACAGGUAUGGAGCGAUGCAGCAAAGAACCUUACCCUCCAAGCGGCCGAGAAUGCGGGGUUCGGCAGAAAGAAAUCCAUUCGUUUGAUUUCAGAGCCAGAGGCAGCAGCAGUUUGUUGCUUGAAGGAAAUCCAGUCUAAUAACCUCAAUGUACGCCCCAAAGGCAGAUUUAUUUAUUUUUGGUCUAGGGGGGGGCACUCACAAACUUUAUUAGGUUGGAGAUACUUUCGUCGUCGCGGAUUGCGGUGGUGGGACGGUGGUAAGUACAGAAUACAUUUUUUCUAUGAGGACUCCGAGAUUAUUAUAUAGGGGUGACUCACAAAAUACAGGACGUAAUAUCUUAUACCAUCACGAGAAAAUCUCCCAAAUUGGAGGUGGUGGAAUGUGUUGAAGGUGCGGGGGCGAUGUGUGGAUCAACCUUCCUGAACGAACGUUUCGAAAAAUUGGUUAGACGUCGUAUUGGUGCCAGGUGAGUACCACUAUCUUCUCCUGGAUCAUGUGGGUAACAGUGUUUCCCAGAUUCGAUAAGAUGAGCCACAGAGCAAGAGUUCACUUGGUGAAGGAGUUCGAUGGUUUUUUGAAGCGGAACUUUACCGAUUCUGAUGAAGAGGAAAUUUUCACAUGCCCCAUACCCGGUGUAGCGGAUGACAGUAAAGCAGGCAUAGAGGAUGGGAUGUUUGUCAUAGAUCGGGAGGAGAUGAGGGAAAUAUUCGAUCCAGUAGUGCAGGAGAUCGUUGAAUUGGUACAGAAACAGGUUGAUGAAGUUGAGAAAUUGAUGGUGGGAAAUGAUGCUGUGAGCUUUUUGUGGACCACUGCAGCUAAUUCACUUCUUACAGGCAAUCACUCCGCUACCGGAUGAGGGGCUAUAUCCCGAUGCACUUUCCUCGAUGAUUUUUUCUCGCCAGACGCGCCGAGUCAAAUCUUUGGUUCUUGUUGGGGGAUUUGGCGAAUCCGAAUAUCUGCGUAGCCGGCUCCAGGCUGAAAUCAGGACAAACGAUGGCAGGAACAUAUCAAUUCUGCAGCCACCUAAGGCGUGAGUUAACUUAAAGAGGCACCUCCUUCCCCACGCCCUUAAAAGCUGACAGAAGGCAGUUGGGGCGCUGUUGUUCGGGGUGCUGUAAUGCGCGGACUCGAGGGAGAUAUGGUUCGAGUUCGGAAGGUUGUUAGAAACUAUGGCAACUCGUGCAGCGUGCCGUUCAUAGAGGGGAUUCAUCCUAAGAGAGACCGCUAUAUCGACCCCCACGACGGGGAGUACAUGUGCAUGAAGCGGAUGCACUGGUACAUACGAAAGGUGAAAACAUGAGCCACUAUAUACCUUUUGUGUUAUUGUGUUGUAACAGAGUUUAGGGCGAGGAUGUCGAAGAGAGUGACCCCAUUAGACACACAUUUUGUAUAUGUCGUAGUUCACUCGACGAGCUCGAUGAUAGAAUCACGGUCCCACUUUUGGCAAGUGAUUCCUCAAACCCUUCCCCUACUAGCAGAUCAACAGGUAAGUCAUCCAGACCAUAUUUCGUGGGAGCCUCCUUCGAUUCUGACCCAUCUUGCAGAUAUAUACUCUGUUUGCACCCUCGAAGUGGAUCCCAGUGCGAUCCCGAAGGAGAAGUUUAAAAGGAUGAUCGGAACCGAUGGUCAACCCUAUUUUAAGCUUAUAUUCGACCUGUUGAUGAGUAUUCAAUCAGCUUCUAUACUUUUCCAGUUCGAUAUCGAUGGGACUGUGUAUAAGGAUGUGAAGGCGUGCUUUCAUGUUCUGUAGGAAGGGGGGGAGGUUGGAUGCGCCGCUUUUUUUGUUUUCGUACAAAAUAUGAUAAUUUUGGGAAUUAUCGGGCUCGAAAUUGUGAGGGCUUCCCCACUGAAUCUACAAAAGAAGUUGGUUUUUUUUCUUUGGUACCAGGUGUUGGAAUGACAUGAAACGAUUCAUCAC